UUUCAAUUAGACUUGAAAAAAAAAAAAAAAAAAAAUUAUUUGAUCGUCAAAAUAAAAAAUGACUGCAAUAUUUUUUAUUAUGAAAAAUAUUUUAAUAAUAACAAUAACAAUAUUAAUAUUUAAAUCAAAAAAUGUUUGUGGGACAUACAGUGAUUUAAAUAAAGUUACAAAUGCGAUAAUAACACUGACAAAUCUCUUGGAUGAAAUGAUAAAUCAUCCACGUCCAAUAACAAAUACCGAUAAAAAUCGUGACAAAAUAUUGGAAUCCUUCGAUAAAAUCUAUAAAUUAUGUCGAAAUUUCGACGACUCAUCGAUAAAUCAUUUGGGUAAUGUAUUUAAAUCUCAAAUAAAUUGGUAUGACAACACAGAUAGUUUGAAAGUACAACUCGACAGUAGUGAGACUAAAAAAGAAAAAGAGGACGCAAUAUUUUUUGACAUAUUGGAACUUAUUGAAAAUAAAUUUCACAACCAAUUUAUGGAUUAUUUGGCUGAUUACGAUGGCUGUAACACUGACACUGUUGAUAGGUUUAUUGGAAAUAUUAUUGAUAAUAAAAACUAUCAAGAUAUGAUUGAUUUGAUAAAUUCAUUUACUACAUUGGCAUUUGCGACACAGAGAAAUGACAUACAAAAUAUAUUUGGUAUUAUUGUCUCACAAUUACAAAGAAAGGCAAACACUUUUCUAACAUGUGAUGACGUACCAGCUUAUGAGCAGCUCUAUAAUUUAUAUGAAAGAAUUUUGGCUACUGCUAGCAAAGCAUACGCGAUGUUAAUCAUUUCGUUUAAAUUUCGACAGUUGCGAUUGUCAAAUUACAAUCUAUUCGAAAAUGAACAACACGUUGCACUGGAAAAUUACAAAAAUUCGUUAAAGGAAAUAACUAAAUCUGCGACAUAUUAUUUAAAUUCAAUUGACAACACUAUUUAUAAGUCAUACAAAAAUUGUGAUCCAGAAGUAUGGCAAGAAGGAAAAAAUUAUAUACGAGUUAAAAACUAUGUUACGUAUCACGCUCCGGAGAGAAAAAUUGAAUAUGAAUAUAUUACAAAAAAUAUGACAAAUGCUGACAAAGAAAUGGAAUGUAAUAGAAUACGAGGUUAUUGGGACCCAUCUGGUUCUGAAACUGGAAUGAUUCUUAGUAUGGCAUGCCCUUACAUUUAUGAAGAUGACAAUAGAAAAAAAGAUUUUUGUCCUAAGAAUGUUCAAGAAAUAUUUAUGUUUCCUGUUCACACUCAUUUACCAUCAGGUUGCAUUGAUGGAAAAGUUAAUGAACUUGAUAAAUAUUGCGCUUGUGAUUUAAGUUAUGAUGAUUAUGACAGUCAUCGUGUAUUGAGUUUGAGAGCAUACUAUACGGACACUACAUUAAAUCAGGUUGUGGUGGGUAUUAGGUGGGUUGUUAAAAAUAAUAUUAUCGCAUUGGAACUUAAACAAGGAACAUUAGUAAAUGGAACUGUCGAUGUUGCGACAGUAUUUUGGAACACAACUUUUGGUUACCCACCAGAUGAUGGUCCUGAUUAUGUUAAACUCGAUUACAGAGUUAAAACCUUCAAUCUAGAUGAUAUUGAAUUACCUCAUGGGCAAUUUGUUACUGGUGUCAAAUUUGAAGUCCUUAGCAACAAACAUAUUACGCUAGUAGUUAGAGGAUCAACAAUGUAUAAUAAUCAUAAAGUUUUUUCAGCUGCUGAUAAUACAUGGCACUAUCCAAAAAUCGACGAUACCGAAAAUUCAAGACACAAUAUCAAAUUAGACGAUUUUAGAAAUUCAGCAGAAUCAACAUUUAAAAAUAAUGAAAUGAGUCAUUCAGGACAACACUACGUACGUUUGACACCAGCAGUAUAUUCUAGAGUUCAUAAUAAUAUUGCGGUGAUACCAUUCAUUGAUUCUCGCGGGAUAGCUUCGUCACCUCCAUCCCCAUUUGGUGGGUUAGGAUUAAUUUACAAAGGACAGUUGGGUUAUGGUGGUUACAUUGCAUUUAAAUAUAUUUUAUCUAAGCACAAUCUUAAUAUUGAUAAUAGAAUAUUAGCUAUCAAUUAA
Messenger RNA from Microplitis mediator, 2026 nucleotides. RefSeq lists its product as uncharacterized. NCBI's taxonomy places the organism in Eukaryota, Metazoa, Arthropoda, Insecta, Hymenoptera, Braconidae. Bases 59 to 2026 code for a protein of 655 amino acids. The transcript has 8 exons. The record is from RefSeq and is a predicted model, not a curated record.